AGUGGUUCAUCACAUGAGUUCCUAUCUUCACAGAUAUAUUGUAUCAAUACAGCAAACAGACAACAUCAACAAAUCGGAUAUUUCAGGUUAAGUCCAAAACCUUUGCUAGAAUGUCCACCCAGGUGAUCUCAACUGACAACGCUAAAGUUGUCAUCCAGAUAAAUCCACAGCUGGUUCAAGAGAGUGGUGAGGGACAAGAUAAGAGUGGAACAUAUCACAAUGCAGUUCUUAGAGGUUUUUUCAAAGCACAACCAAAGUCACUGGGGACCGUCCAGAUAAUGAUAGGAGUGAUGAUCUUCUUAUUUGGGAUUGUGCUGACCAUAAGGGACAGAUAUGAGAAUAUAACUGUACUCAGUGGCAUAACCUUCUGGGGAUCCCUCAUUUACAUUACUGCUGGCUCUCUGUCUGUUGCUGCGGAAAAUAAACUCCAUUCCUGUGUGGUUAAAGCCUCACUUGGAAUGAAUGUGGUCAGUGCCAUAACAGCAGGAGCAGCCAUUUUUCUGAUGUCUGUGAAUUUAGCCGAUGUGAGUCGUUUACAGUGCUACAGUUACUCAGAGUCCAGAAGCUGUACACAACUUAAGGGGACCACUGGAAUUUUCCUGGUGUUCACCAUCCUUCAGUUCAUCAUCUCUCUCUGUAUCUCGGCGUUUGCCUGCAAAGCCACGUGUGACACAAACCCUUCAAUGGUCAAUGUUUUACUUUAA
This is a messenger RNA of Paramisgurnus dabryanus, 704 nucleotides long. Lineage: Eukaryota; Metazoa; Chordata; Actinopteri; Cypriniformes; Cobitidae. The record is from RefSeq and is a predicted model, not a curated record.